GCACAUCCCUCGGAGAGAAAUGCUUGGACCCUUUUUUCCCGUUAACUCCUGUUGAGCACAGUUUCAUUUAUACCGAGACUGACUCCGAUAUUAGGUAAGAGAAAGAAGAGUAUACAAACAGAAAGCUGUUUUUUCCAUUCUGAUGGAGGAUUGCUGUUUUGGGUUUUAGGUUUUCUUUUCCUUCUUUCCGUGUAAUUUCAUUGUAUCUUACAAUGGUGAGUAGGAGCUUUUAUUCGCUUUAGUUGCAUAUAUCAUCUUUGUGAAAUUGUACAAUGCUUUUAUAUUUUCUGUUGUCUUUGGAAUAUGUCAAUGUUGUAAUGUGUUAUAUUUUAUACCUCAACACAUCACAAGUCUGCAGACAAAAUUAAGAGGUGAGACAACUGGUUUUCUGUCAGCAAGUUUUGUAUUUCUUCAUUUGACUUUUUCUGCCCUAAAAACACUGCAUGUUAUUUCAGGGCAGAAACAUUUCUGAAACAGGACCUUUUCCCCGGGAGUGCUUUCAAGAUUAUUAACAAAAUGGUGUUUCUCAGUCCAGAUCAUCCUUCGGUGUUAGUGGAUGAGGUUCUUCACAGCAUCUUCUUCUUGGGAAAAAUCCACAGUCCCCCAUGUCUCCCACAUGUUAUUGUCAAUGACCGUGAGAUGCUGGAAGAGUUACAAAACCUGUACCCUCAGCCUUUUGUCUUCUAUUUCACUCAAUUACCAAAGAGGAGUCCAUUUUCCUGUGUGCUUGACAUGAUUAUCCACCUGACUGGACAGAAGGUCUUCCUGACUGAAGAAGCUAAGGAAAGUGACAUAAUAGAAAGCCUGCGAGAGGUCAUCUCUGAUCUGAAGAAGGAUAAAGCAAACGACCUGAUCUCCUCCGCCAUCUGUGUGUCUCAAAAGAAACCAAUCCAAGACUCAGUCAGGUACUAUGGAGUCUCCAUGUCCACCUCUGGCUGUGUUCCCGGGCGAAUCAUGGUUGCUGCCUCCUGUCUCAGCACCUGGGACCCUUUUGUAGCCGAUGCAGUGAUGACCUACAAUCCAGACAAGGUCAAAAAGGACUAUUUUGAUGGAACCUUCCAAAUCCAAGAGCUGAUCAGGUGUCAGGCCUUUAGCCUGACAAAAGGAGGUCAAAUGGAUCCUUGCAGAUCAUGUGGGAAUCUGUUUGGUUUGACAACAUGUCAAAUAAAAGUGUGGGCCUAUGGCAACUGUGCUGAAGCAGAAAGUAUAAGCAACUUGCUUAAAAAUGAGGCUGAAGUGAGAGAGCAAAUAAGACCAACAUCUGAUAGGAACACAGAGAGGAACAGGCAAAGGGCAAAAGAGAGUGUUGUUAACGAUCUGAAGACAUGGCUGAAAUUGGUGAAAUUCAAUCAACAGGAUUUGCAAUUCUACACACCAGAAUUGACUGGUGGGCUGAAGAAUGCUCCCUGUGUCUGUGGAUUAUUCUAGAUGUUUUGAGGUGUGUGAAUUAAUAUAAUCAGAGUUGUUUAUAUCUCGCUUACUAAUUGUAAAUUGUUAUUUGGGCCAGUUAUGUAAAGAUGGAACAAUAAAAUAUAAGAAAGCAUACAUGGCAAAAUUGUAAAGUACAAGUGUGUCAACAGGUUAAAUCCAGCAUCAUGGAAGAUUUGAAAGCUCUUCAUUUGAUCUUGUCAUUCAUGGAAAAAUAAAGAUGUACACUGAGGUUAA
Labrus mixtus (cuckoo wrasse) is the source of this 1665-nucleotide messenger RNA. RefSeq lists its product as uncharacterized. Bases 517 to 1428 code for a protein of 303 amino acids. NCBI's taxonomy places the organism in Eukaryota, Metazoa, Chordata, Actinopteri, Labriformes, Labridae. The record is from RefSeq and is a predicted model, not a curated record. The transcript is spliced from 3 exons.